CACGGCUGCAAGCGUUUGGACCACAGUACAACAGUGAAACUAAUAAAGUAGCAAAAUGGGUCCAAAGAAGAAAGGUAAAGGAAAUAAACUGUCUCGUAUGAGUGAAGAAGAGAGAGCUCGAUAUCUACAGCAUAGAGCUGCAAUUGAGGAAGAAGCCAGGAGGCGGAAACAACAACUUAUUGCCACAUUUAUGAAGAACAAGCUUAAGCAUGAGGAAGCAUUCACACGACUUAAUAUGGCAAAAAUUAACCAAGAGUGGCGUCAGAUAUUGCGUAACAUAAAAACCAAGGAGCUGAAGCAGAAUUUGACUGCCCUUUGGGAAUCUUUUCAACAUGUCACCAGCUACAAGACACAAGUUAUGGAAAAUCUUUUAAAAGAUAUGGAAGAUGCAGCUAACCAGUAUAAUAGAAUAUUACAAUGCCAUACAGAAGCAACAGACAGAUUGCUCCAGAUUCAUGAAGCACGGCUAUCUCAUUUGCAUAACAUUUAUUUGGAGGAACGUAAGUCACUGCUACAAGCAGCAGAAAAAGAGAGGUGUAAAAUUCAAGAAACAGCUAAUGCUGAAGAAGAAUAUUUACGUGUUCUUCUUUAUGGAUUACAAGCUUCAAUGGAUAAAUUCAGUAAAGAGGGGAUAGCUAACCAGAUGGCAAAAGUUGAUGAACGCAGGAAUAAUCUGCUGAGUGAAGUUGAACAAAUGCAGGAUGAAAAGCGCUCUGUGAUUGAGAAUAUAUGGAGAGACUUUCAACAAGUUCUCAGAAAUUAUUUUUCAGAAACUGAAAACAGACGUUCACAUUAUCAUAUGCUGAAAUCCCAAGACAGUGAAAGUGCUAAAACAAUUAAUGAUUGCAACAUGAAGAUUAAUUUGCUGACAGAACAAGUUGCUGCAUUGAAACUUCAGCUGACUACAUUAAAAAGUGAACAAAAUAAGAAAAAGACUGAUCUAAUAGAAGAGCAAGAACAUUGGCAGAAAUCUUUUUGGGAUAUGAGAGUUAAAUUAAGUAACGAAAAAAAGCUAGAUGAAAAACAAAUGUUGCUCAUGGUUACUUGCAGUAACAACACCAUCAAUAAAGCAAUUGUACAGCUCACAUCUAACUUACUGCCUAUUUACUUCCAGGAACUAAAUGUAAUCAUCAAAAAAGCAGAACAGAUCUUCCAUUUGUUUGGAAUCUGUAGUAAAUAUGAGACUGAAAGAGAGAAAGUUAUUCCCUUUGGGUGUGAUUUCUUACCACCUAGUGAAGGUGAUGAUCUCAAGACACUGGAGAAUCAAGAUAUCAGUGAUCCAUUACUAGAGGAGAUAUUUACAUACCAGAAGCUUGAAAACUUUUGGAGGAAGUACAAUCAUGUUUUCCUUGAAUCUGCUGCUCUGAAGCUACAUCAUGAAGCCUUGACGAUUGAGAAUCAACAGCUUAAAACAACAUUACGCCAUUAUUUGUCAGUAAUGUCCAGGGGGAAUGAUCCUGAAAAUGUGAAAAUACGUUUAAUGGGGGCACGUCCAAGUACAACACGUGCUAUAAGAAAGCACAUUACACUGAUGAAAGGAUAUGACAAAAUCUCUUCUAAAAGACGGCCUGUAACUUGCAUAGAAGCUAAUGGAAGUAUAGCAGUGAAACAUAUGUUGCGAUCAAAAUUUGUGUAAUAUUUGUAAUUUUGUGCUAGUAUUAACAUUGCCUUUUUUAUAUUAUAGAGUGUAAACAGAAGAAAUAGUGACAACUUCGUGUUGUGGUGACUUACACGAAGCUUCUUUCAUAUUGCAGUGUUGCUCCGAUGUCAGUAUCCUAAAUGCCAGACACUUUAGUUUGCUUUUUGUAGCGCCUUUUCUUUAGUUUCUCUUAUAACUCAUAUGAAAAAACUUUUCUUUGCGAAACCUGAAGAUUUUGUAACCUUUUUGUAUUGCUAUUGUCCAAUUCUACGAUUUUGUUUUGCUAUUAUAGUUAGAUAGUUAGUGGCUUU
Schistocerca gregaria is the source of this 1950-nucleotide messenger RNA. RefSeq names its product dynein regulatory complex subunit 2-like. NCBI's taxonomy places the organism in Eukaryota, Metazoa, Arthropoda, Insecta, Orthoptera, Acrididae. The record is from RefSeq and is a predicted model, not a curated record. Gene Ontology annotation, cellular component: axonemal dynein complex; axoneme. The transcript has 9 exons. The coding region runs from base 56 to 1636 and encodes 526 amino acids. Gene Ontology annotation, biological process: axonemal dynein complex assembly; regulation of cilium movement; cilium-dependent cell motility.